This is a messenger RNA of Drosophila sulfurigaster albostrigata, 1737 nucleotides long. RefSeq lists its product as uncharacterized. The record is from RefSeq and is a predicted model, not a curated record. The coding region runs from base 97 to 1737 and encodes 546 amino acids. NCBI's taxonomy places the organism in Eukaryota, Metazoa, Arthropoda, Insecta, Diptera, Drosophilidae. The transcript is spliced from 2 exons.
UCCAACAGUGUCCUUUAAGUUUGCUUCGUGGAUAGUCGAUUUUUGACGAUACGGUUACUUAUUAUUGCAAAUAAUUAUUUCUUCGUCUUCAACAGUAUGCAGUUAAACAUUCUGUUACUUUUCUUAUAUGGAUUGCAUAGUACUCAAAAUUCCAAGAUGACACCAGAAAUAACACAAACAUUGAUGGAACUUAAUGCAAAAUAUGCAACGGAACUUAACGUAUUCAUCAACUUUCAGGAAUUUUAUAUGGAUUUCCAAUUACUAAUAUCUCCUGCAAUUCAACUUCAGAUGACAGCUGAGAAGUUUCGAAGAUUUCGUUUGCAUGAUAACUUUUCCCAUAACGCUUUAAUUAUUAUUGAUAUAAGAGUGCCACCUCUUGAUCCAGAAGUGGCUUAUCAUUUGCCAUAUCUUUUGAGGGAACUACAUGAACUUCAUAUAGUAUUUAUUACAGACCAAGAUCCUCAAAGCUGGCAGCAGGAUCUCUUUAGAUAUUGUUUUCGAGAAGGCUUUAUCAACACUUUGCUAAUCCAUCAAAACAAUCGGAAUGUGUCUUUUUAUAGUUACAUUCCGUAUCCAGAAAUGCAUAUCCAAAAAUUAUUCAAGCUAGAAGAAUACUUCACCAGAUGGCAGCUUCAUUGCAAUUUUCACCAUUAUCCUGUUCGAACGAUUGCCAACACAAAUGAGCCACGCAAGAUUCAAUAUGUGAAUCGUAAAGGUCAACUCGUUCAUGCUGGAUAUAUUUAUAAUAUAUUUUUGGAAUUUACCAGGCGCCACAACGCAACUCUCAAGAUUUUGCCGGAAAUAGAAACGGAUGAACUUACAUGGAACUUAACAAGUACAUCUCCGCUUUAUUUGCUAAAAGAUUACAUUAUUCUACCUCAUUCCCGUCCCAUUGCCAGCUAUUUGUACUUCAGAAAGCCUUUCGCCUGGACUGUGUGGUUAGCCGUGGUUGCUACAGUGGUUUAUGGUAUGGUAAUGUUCUAUGCCAGCUGCGGAUCUGCAAAGUCAGAGAUGGGUAUAUUCUUGCUAAAUAGCUUGUGUCAUGUUUUAUUCAUUUCACAAUCGCGAAUCACUGUCUUCAAUUGGCAACAGAUGACGAUUCAUUUCAUAAUGAUUCUUGGUGGAUUUAUAUUAACUAAUUCGUAUCUGGCGAUGUUAUCGAGCAUUCUAGCAUCUGGAUUAUUUGAGCCACAACUAAAUACAUUGGAAGACUUAAACCAAUCUCCUUACCCUUUGCUCGUAGAUGAUUACUAUAUAGAUUAUCUAAAAGAAGCUGUGUCCCUGCCAGAAGAAGUAAAAAAUCGAAUGUGCGUCGACACACAAGUUGGCCUUAAUAAAGCUCGCAUUGGCUUGAAUGCUAGCUUUAUGUAUACUGCCUAUGAAGAUCGAAUGGAAGGAAUUUUGUACCAACAACACUUACUGAAAGUGCCUCGUUUUAAGAAAAUACCAGAGAGUCUUAUGACCGGACUUAUGGCAUUUCCAGUGGCACCAUCCUUACCUUACCUCAGCAUGUUGAAUGUCUAUAUGAGACGUAUCUUUGAGUGUGGCAUUUUCGCAAAGAUGAUGAGUGAUUCCUGGAUGGAUACGAUCGAAAGCGGAAUAUACAAGCUAAUGAGAAGCGAAGGAGUUGAACAAAAACCUUACGAUUUGGAAUUCUUUUACUAUGCAUUCGCUCUUUGGGCUAUUGGCUUAACAUUAGCUGGACUCGCAUUUAUUUUUGAAAUGUUCAUAAAAUGA